Sitophilus oryzae (rice weevil) is the source of this 2549-nucleotide messenger RNA. RefSeq names its product headcase protein (gene heca). The transcript is spliced from 7 exons. Bases 108 to 1433 code for a protein of 441 amino acids. The record is from RefSeq and is a predicted model, not a curated record. Lineage: Eukaryota; Metazoa; Arthropoda; Insecta; Coleoptera; Curculionidae.
UUCACGCACGCCAGUAGGCUUCGCAAAGGUUUGGGUGAGAGACGCGCGUAUCGACAUUUCCUAUCGCGACGCUCGUGGCAAGCUCCUUGUGCAUCGCGCCCACGCUGAUGGCCCCGCGCCGAGCCCACGGGAUGGACGUCGUCGGUUUCGAAGGUGGUUCGGGCUACACCAGGUGCUGUGUGCCUUCGGGCGACUGUCUCCGGGCCCAGCAACAAUUCGGCACCAAUCCCGGCGAGGACCCGAUGGCCAUAGCCCUAGACGACCUCCGCGAUACCGUCAGGGUAACAUGCAAUAAUGAACUUUGCACGGCGGGAAGAUAUAUGCAUCGCGAGUGUUUCGAACAGUGGGAACAAACAGUUUUGGCCUACCUUAAGACAUGCGGUCGCGCAAGAUCUUGGUCUGAAAGGCAACGCCAUCAAAACUUGUGGACCAAAAAAGGCUAUGAUCUCGCUUAUAAAGCUUGUGGUUGCAAGUGUGGACGUGGACAUCUUAAAAAAGAUCUCGAUUGGAUGCCUCCUCCGCCGACCUCUAAUAUAUUCGGUCGCAUCGAGGAAAUGGACGGCCUAAAUUCCAAAAAGAAAAAGAGACGCAAUCGCAACUCAAAGCCUUCGUUAACAAUAGCUUCGGUUGGUCCUCUUAUCGACAGCAGAACUAGAACCGGAAGCCUCUCAUGCUCAAGCUCUGGCAGCAGUUCGCCGCCUGCUUCGUCAUCUGAACCCAGCGUAUCCCCAGUCCACGGUUCCCAUUUAAAGAAAAAGAGCAAGAUUGAUUUCCCGGAAAGAAUUCGGCUGACUGGUGGAGCUAAUGGAAUUUUUACUCGUCGUCUAGACUUCAGUUCAUUCAACACACUCCCAAAGAAUAAAUUAAAUUCUUAUCAAAUUAAGACUGAGGAUGAGGGCAACCACGGAAAUGACGACACUCGUUGUUUUAUACUAUCCACUCUGGCAUCGCAAGGAAGACCAAAAGUUCAUUGCAUUUUGUGUGAAGAACAACUACUAGUUUUUGAUCGUUACCCUCUAAUUGAUGGCACUUUCUUUCUUAGUCCAAGACAACAUGCAAAGUCAUGCAUUGAGGUAAAAGUGGAAGGUCGUACCCAAUUCUUAACAGUUGUAUGUAUGGCAUGCCUCGAAGGAGUCAACGGACGUACCAUUUUAUGUCGAUUCUGCAAUCAAAAAUGGGACGGUUCUUCUCUAAUUUUGGGCAGUAUGUACUCCUACGAUAUAUUUGCCGCCAUGCCGUGCUGCACAGAGAGAAUUAAGUGUAAUUCAUGCUACAAGCCCGUGCUUCAUCCAUCCCAACGUCUAAACUUCUUCAGUGACUAUAGUCACAUGGUUCCGUGUCCACAUUGCCGUACAUUGGACACCCACUUUGUAAAGCCGCUGAGUUUCUGCUUUACCCGCCAUAUGUCACAGUCGUCGAUUCUGUGGCCAUAGCAUGCGGUUUCCCGCGGAAUUAAGCCGCACUCGCCGUUAGCUCCACCAGGUCCAUCUCAGUCAAACAUAAGUUCUGGACUCAUAAGUCCUCCGAAUCAGUCCGUUAAUUUAUUUGGCUAUAAUAAUAACAACUAUAACAAUGCCCCGGGAAAGGCAAUAACGCCGCCGAGAAAUACCUAUACUCCUACUAGGAGCAGCGAAUCACCACCGGCCACUAGUUAUGACUGUUCGUCUAAUUCCAUGGACUUAGAUCUUGGCUUGCUAUGGAGAGAAUUGGCUGGAUUGCGCCUAAAUGAGUUCUGUCAAUUGCAAUUGACUAGGACUCGUUAAUUUUCUUAAUUAACAUGAAAAUUUAGCUUUAGUUUAUUUGUUACUUUGUUACCUUUUUAGCCACAUUUAUUUUUGAUGUUUAGAAAAUACCGUAAAGGUAGAAUACUUGCCCAUACGUUAUGUAUAUCCACUUAAUUGGAAAUAUAUUUAUAAAGGCAAUUUCUUUACUCCUUAGUUAUUUGUUUACUAUGAAAUCGUUAUGUUAUUUGUUUAUUACAAUUAUAUAUUUGUUAGUUUUUAGUAGGUAUUCAUUUUAAGUCCUCUAAACGUGACAUGUGAAGCAACUAUUGUGAUGAUAUAGCUAUAUUUUAAGAUUAAAGUCGAUAUUACUGCAUGUACCAUAAGUAACUAAUAAUUGCUUAAAUGGUUGUGUACGUACGAGAAUCAUUUUCUAAGAAUUCAAGCAAUCUCUUUCGGUAAUAUACAUUUUUAGAAAUAAAUGACAAUGUAUCGGAUUUAAAUAGAGUAAGUUUAUAGCUUAUACUUCGGUAAAUUUAAGAUUUUGAUAAUGUAGAUUUAGACAUAAGUAAACACUGGAACUUGGUGGUUAAUCUAAAUAUUUUUUUGUAAACGAUUUACGUAAUUGACAAAGGAACUUAAUGAAGUUUUUACCAGAGGUCCGUUUUUAAGUUUUUAUAUUUAGUUAAAAUAUGAUUUAAGUACUAGUUUUUAGGAAAUUAAAACAGCAAAGUGCCCUAAAUUAAAAGGAAAACGGAAAACGUCACUUCAUAAUACUCUUAUAAAUUCCGUCAAUAUGUUUUAAUGUAAAAUUAUUAUUUAGUUGGA